Exophiala aquamarina CBS 119918 is the source of this 798-nucleotide messenger RNA. Its product is annotated as 6-phosphogluconolactonase. Gene Ontology annotation, biological process: pentose-phosphate shunt; carbohydrate metabolic process. NCBI's taxonomy places the organism in Eukaryota, Fungi, Ascomycota, Eurotiomycetes, Chaetothyriales, Herpotrichiellaceae. Gene Ontology annotation, molecular function: 6-phosphogluconolactonase activity. The record is from RefSeq and is a predicted model, not a curated record. The coding region runs from base 1 to 798 and encodes 265 amino acids. The transcript has a single exon.
AUGGGCAAACAACCCAAUCUCUACAGCUACCCCACUGUCGACCAAGUCGCUGCCAACCUGCGCACUUAUAUCCUGCAGACCCAGAAGGCUGCCCUCAAUCGCCAUGAUGCCUUCAAGAUCGCAGUGUCCGGUGGGAGUUUGCCUGCGACCUUAGCUAAGGCCUUGCUUGUCCCCAGUGACAAUGAAGACCCAUUGCACUCCCCUCAAUUUCCGAAGUGGCACAUCUACUUCGCUGACGAGCGCGCGGUACCCCUCGACCACGAAGAUAGCAAUUACGGCCUCCUGAAGAAAGAUUUGCUUGAUAAGAUACCUUCCGACCAGGGCAAACCCAAUGUCUACCCAAUCGAUCUCAACUAUCUCGACAACACACAAGAUCUCGCCGAUCAGUAUCAGGAGAUCCUCAUGUCUGGCUUCGCCAACAAGGACAGCGUGCGCCUGCCCAUCUUUGACCUUAUCCUCCUUGGUUGUGGGCCCGAUGGCCACACAUGCAGUCUCUUCCCCGGCCAUGAACUACUACGAGAGGUAGAUGCCUGGGUCGCAAGCAUUGAUGACAGUCCCAAACCGCCCCCGCGGAGAAUUACUCUUACUCUCCCUGUUGUCACCCAUGCACACAAGAUCGCCUUCGUGGCCACUGGUGGUGGAAAGAAGGAGAUCUUGAAGAAGAUCCUUGAGGCAGAUGAUGAGGGUCGCAGUCUUCCCUGCGGGCUCGUCAAUGAGGGUGCUGGCGAAAAGGUUUCAUGGUUCACCGAUAGUGCAGCUGUUGAAGGAGUCGCUUUCCCUAGGCGGGGCAGUCUGUGA